This is a messenger RNA of Toxotes jaculatrix (banded archerfish), 5042 nucleotides long. Its product is annotated as E3 ubiquitin-protein ligase MARCHF6-like. Gene Ontology annotation, cellular component: endoplasmic reticulum membrane. The record is from RefSeq and is a predicted model, not a curated record. Gene Ontology annotation, molecular function: zinc ion binding. Lineage: Eukaryota; Metazoa; Chordata; Actinopteri; Toxotidae.
UUGAAAAUGCUUUAUUUAAUUUGGAAAUAAGAUAAUCGGAGGUUGAACUAAACCCUAACUUCAAAUGUUUGCAAGUAGAUAGUAAGCGGUAAUCGCUUUCAUACUGAUUGACUAGUCCGACUACUGUGGAGCAGGGCUGCCCUAGCAGCCAGUCAAGAUGGACACCGCUGAAGAAGCGGAUAUCUGCCGGGUCUGUCGGUCCGAGGGGACCCUGGACAAGCCACUCUACCACCCCUGUGUCUGCACUGGCAGCAUCAAGUUCAUCCAUCAGGAAUGCCUACUACAGUGGUUGAAACACAGCAGGAAAGAAUACUGUGAAUUAUGCAAACACAGGUUUGCAUUUACACCAAUCUACUCUCCAGACAUGCCGUCUCGCUUGCCUGUCCAGGAUAUCUUCGCAGGGCUGGUCACCAGUAUUGGAACAGCCAUCAGAUACUGGUUCCACUACACACUGGUGGCCUUUGCCUGGCUUGGCGUGGUGCCUCUCACAGCAUGUCGCAUCUACAAGUGUUUAUUUACCGGCUCUGUGAGCUCUCUCCUUACCCUUCCAUUAGAUAUGCUUUCAACACAAAACCUGCUUGCAGACUGUCUCCAGGGUUGUUUUGUGGUCACUUGCACGCUGUGCGCCUUCAUCAGCCUAGUGUGGCUCAGAGAGCAGAUUGUCCAUGGUGGCGCCCCUCACUGGUUAGAGCAGAAUCAACCCCCUUUGGUUCCCAACCAGCCCAACGGCCCUGCACCAGCUAAUGAGGUUCCAGGUGGUAACGGCGCAGUCAACGCCCAGGCUGCCGCAGACGCCGCAGCAGCCCAGAACCCUGCAGACCCUGCUGCGGACGGGCUGGCUCCCGCCAACCCACACGAAGCUGGCAACCAGGGAGAUGAGGCUGAACUUGACGACGACGAUGAAGAUGAUGAUGGGGAGGAAGACGAAGAGGAGGAGGAGGAGGAUGAGGAAGGCAGGGAAGAGGAUGCUGCUGAUGCCAAUAAUGGAGGACAAGAAGAUUUGAACUGGAACGCUCUGGAGUGGGACCGUGCAGCAGAGGAGCUGACCUGGGAAAGGAUGUUGGGGCUGGAUGGCUCCCUAGUUUUCUUGGAGCAUGUCUUCUGGGUGGUGUCUCUCAACACACUCUUCAUCCUUGUCUUUGCUUUUUGUCCGUAUCACAUUGGUCAUUUCUCAGUGGUUGGACUGGGCUUUGAAGACUAUAUCAAAGCUUCACACUUUGAGGGCCUCCUCACCACCAUACUGGGGUACAUCCUCCUGGCUGGAGCUCUCAUGGUCUGCCAUGCUUUGGCUUCAUUGGUAAAGUUCCAGCGGUCCAGGCGCCUUCUGGGUGUCUGCUACAUUGUUGUCAAGGUGUCCCUUCUGGUUGUCAUGGAGAUAGGCUUGUUCCCUCUGAUUUGUGGCUGGUGGCUCGACAUUUGCUCGCUGGAGAUGUUUGAUGCCACUCUGAAAGACAGAGAACAGAGUUUUGACUCUGCUCCUGGUACCACCAUGUUCCUGCACUGGCUGGUGGGCAUGGUCUACGUCUUCUACUUUGCCUCUUUUAUUCUUCUGCUUAGAGAGGUACUCCGGCCAGGUGUGCUGUGGUUUCUGAGGAACCUGAACGAUCCAGACUUCAACCCAGUCCAAGAGAUGAUCCACCUCCCCAUCUACAGACAUCUCCGGAGGUUUAUUCUCUCUGUGGUGGUGUUUGGUUCCAUAGUUUUGCUGAUGCUUUGGCUUCCUAUAAGAAUUAUUAAACUGCUCUUCCCAACCUUCCUUCCCUACAACGUCAUGCUUUACAGUGAUGCCCCUGUUAGCGAGCUGUCGUUGGAGCUGCUGUUGCUACAGGUUGUUCUUCCAGCCUUGCUGGAGCAGGGUCACACUCGCCAGUGGCUCAAACGUCUUGUCCACGCUUGGACUUUCACAGCUGGAUACAUGUUUGACCUGCACUCAUACCUGCUCGGGAGCCAUGAAGAGGAUGACAACCAACCAAACAACAAUCCCCUCGGUCGCCAUAACAACAACCGGAUCCCCGGCCUGGGGGAGGGGCUUCACGCUGCCCAUCAGGCUAUUCUGCAGCAGGGUGGUCCUGUGGGUUUCCAGCCAUACCACCGGCCUGUCAACUUCCCCCUCAAGAUCAUUCUAUUGGUUGUCUUCAUGUGUGUGACGCUGUUACUGGCUAGUCUGAUCUGCCUUACAAUGCCAGUGUGUGUGGGUCGCUGGCUGAUGUCUUUCUGGAUGGGCAGUGCCUUGGUUCAUGAGCUGUACACCGCAGCCAGCGGUCUGUACGUCUGCUGGCUGUCCAUUCGAGCCGCCACAGUGCUGCUGUCCUGGAUGCCACAGGGACGCACUGUCAUCAUGCUUAAAGUCCAUGAGUGGACGCUCAUGAUCCUAAAGACCAUCAUUGUGGCCGUCCUGAUAGCCGGGGCAAUACCUCUGUUGUUGGGUCUGCUGUUUGAGCUGGUCAUCGUCGCUCCUCUCAGAGUCCCACUGGACCAGACGCCACUCUUCUAUCCCUGGCAGGACUGGGCGCUUGGCGUGCUCCAUGCUAAAAUCAUUGCUGCCAUCACACUGAUGGGCCCUCAGUGGUGGCUCAAAACUGUCAUUGAGCAGGUCUAUGCUAAUGGUAUCAGAAACAUCGACCUCUAUUUCAUCUUGCGAAGGCUGGCUGCCCCGGUCAUUUGCGUCCUGCUGCUGUCUCUCUGUGUGCCCUACACCAUCUCUAAAGGCAUAACACCACUGCUUGGUGUGCAGCCAGAGAUGCAGACGCUGGUGGAGAGGAGAAUCUAUCCGUUCCUGCUAAUGGUGGUCAUACUGUUGGCCAUUCUGUCCUUCCAGAUACGACAGUUCAAACGCUUAUAUGAACACAUCAAAAAUGACAAAUACUUAGUUGGACAGAGACUUGUGAACUAUGAGCGCAAGACAGGAGGAGCACGUCCACCUCCUCCUACAGCACCUCCUCAUAGACCUGACACUGCUGUGGGAUCAGUGGAGCUGACUCACUCUGCCCAGCGCUGGGAGCUAACGUCAGCUCCCGUGGUGAAACCUUUUUGUUUCCUCUCUGCUUGACUGUCAACUUCAAACACAACCUCUAAACUUUUGACUGCACACUAGUACUUUUAUUCACCUACUACAAUCACAGGUUUGGAGACACAGACCUUGAAGAAUGAAGACAAAAGAGUCUCAGCUGAAUUUCUUAACAGGGUUGUUAGUCAACCCGUAAAAAAUAUGUCAUGAUUGAAACUCAGCAGAACCACAACUUUUUCGACUGUCCAUCCUGUCUUAGGCGUCCAUUUUUGUCUUCAAUGCGGCAGAUGUUUUAAGUUGUUACAGUGUGAGAUGAAGUCAGGUCAGCUGAGCAUGGCUUUUUACCUCAGAUCGUGCUUCCCUUUUGAAUGUUUGCUGUGAAAUACUGUUUAGGUCACGCUAAGUGUCCCUUCAAGGGACAUUUCAGAGCUGUAGGCCAAAUAUUUGGACUGUAAAGGGGACAUCCUUGUGGUUCUGUUCCUGUUUUAGAUUCAUCUCAAAUGGCACCCUUCAUCAGAUCGAGGUUGUCAGUGACAAGGAGGGACAUACACGAUGUAGCAAUGUGGUUGUUUUUUUUUUGUGCAUUUUUUUUUUAGAUGUUUUUACUAGAUGUGUUUUUAUUGAUUUUUAGUGUUACAUUUCUGGAGUGAGCUGUUAGAUAAUCCUUUGAGGAUUGUUUUUGAACUAAAGAUGUAGAAAAAAAGAGAAGAAAGUGACAAUUUAGACUUUUUUUUUUUUUUUUUUUUUUUUUUUCCUCUUUGAAGAUGUUCUUCUAUGAGUUGUCCUGGCUGUUUACUGCCUUCCUGAACUUUUGGUUGCUUACAGACACUUAAGAACAAGUCAAAUCAACCUUCAGGAGAGGAGAGUUUAUGAACCUGAAAAAUAAAGUUCUGUGUUGGAGUACAGCAUGUAAAAAUUGUGGCUUCAGAUAAGAACAUUUUAACUAGAAAAGCAGCCGUUCAGAGUUUCAGAAUGUGCUUGUGUACCACCCUUAGACUGACACUGAUUAUUUCAUAGAAAUAUUUAUUCUCUGAGAAUAAAAAAAUAUGAUUGUGAGCCAAGUGGGUGUCAGGGGCUUGUAGUGCUGCUAAUCAGUUGCCUGCAUCAACAGUAAGCAGACAACAGCUAAAAACAACUCUAAAUAACAAAACACUGAUUUUCAUUGGAAAAAUGUGACUCAAGUGACAAAGGCUUUCUCACAGGAAAUCAGAAAAUCAGAGGCUAGAUGUGGCUGCCUUUUUUCCUUUUACAUUUUUUAUCUACUAAAAACUCAGAAGGUUUUCUUUCUUUUUUUUUUUUUUUUUGCUGUCACUUGCUAAGCCCAAUCAGUCAGGUUGUGACAGAUCUCAUGUUGAUGACAUGUUUUCUAGAUGACAGUGUAACAGUUGCCUACCUAAAUGUUUGGCCUUUGUAGUGUGAUGCAGCGCGUCUUGAGGCAGUUCAACCAGCUUUCCAAACGUUCAAACUUAGCCUACUAAAUUGUCACUGAAUUAAAAUGGGUUGCACCACACAAACUAAGUCUUAUUAAAAAGUUAGGUGUAGCUGUUUCAGAGCAAACUCUCUUUUUCCAUUUAUGCAGAUUUAAAUGAAACAAAGUUAUAACCACGUUUAUAAAGGAUUUACAGUUAAAUGAAAUAGAGAUUGUCCCCCAAAACUGUCUUUGACAGCUAUGCUAUAGCUAUGCUACAGUGGCUUCCUAUGUUACAGUGAUUAGACAGUACUACAGUAGUUUCCUAUUGACCAGUUUUCACAGUUAAGACAUUCCCCAUAUUCCAAUGGGACAACACAAUUUAGAAAAUCAGUAGUUUGAAAAUAGCUCAUAGUUACUCAGACCUUCUGAAUGACUUAACACACAAACUCAGUAAUUUAGACAUAUCUGGGUUUGUCCAGUCCUGCUCCUUUCCCCUGAAGGUUAAUGUUAUAUUUCAGAAUUAGAAUCAUUCUGAUGCUAGGAGAGCUGAUUUUUAUCUCAAGCAAGGCUGCACAAUAAGAAAUAAAACGAACUGGCAGAUCCUUCAGAGAGAUGCUGACAGCU